AUGCCGGGUGCAGCCUGCUGUACCCGCUCUGCCUGCCGGGGAGCGCUGAGGGGGCUGGCGGAGAAACGGCGGGGCGGGGUGGGGGCCGGCGAACGGGCGCCGAGGAGCCCGGCGGAGAGGGGACCGGGGGCGCUGGAGGAGAAGGGGGCGCUGGUCGGGGAGCAGCCUGGCGGAGAGGGGACCGGGGGCGCUGGAGAAGGGGGCGCUGGUGCGGGGGAGCCCGGCGGAGAUGGGAACGGGGGGGCGCUGGAGAAGGGGGCGCUGCGGGGGAGCCUGGCGGAGAGGGGACCGGGGGCGCUGGAGGAGAAGGGGGCGCUGGUGGGGGGAGCCCGGCGGAGAGGGGACCGGGGGCGCUGGAGAAGGGGGCGCUGGUGGGGGUUUGGUGAACGCGGCGGAGAGGGGACCGGGGGCGCUGGAGGAGAAGGGGGCGCUGCGGGGGAGCCCGGCGGAGAGGGGACCGGGGGCGCUGGAGGAGGGGGCGCUGGUGGGGGGAGCCCGGCGGAGAGGGGACCGGGGGCGCUGGAGGAGGGGGCGCUGGUGGGGGGAGCCCGGCGGAGAGGGGACCGGGGGCGCUGGAGGAGAAGGGGGCGCUGGUGGGGGGAGCCCGGCGGAGAGGGGACCGGGGGCGCUGGAGAAGGGGGCGCUGGUGGGGGUUUGGUGAACGCGGCGGAGAUGGGAACGGGGAGCUGGAGGAGAAGGGGGCGCUGGUGCGGGGGAGCCCGGCGGAGAUGA
This is a messenger RNA of Budorcas taxicolor (takin), 732 nucleotides long. RefSeq lists its product as uncharacterized. Lineage: Eukaryota; Metazoa; Chordata; Mammalia; Artiodactyla; Bovidae. The record is from RefSeq and is a predicted model, not a curated record. The coding region runs from base 1 to 732 and encodes 243 amino acids. The transcript has a single exon.